This is a messenger RNA of Penicillium verrucosum, 1257 nucleotides long. RefSeq lists its product as uncharacterized. The transcript has 2 exons. Bases 1 to 1257 code for a protein of 418 amino acids. The record is from RefSeq and is a predicted model, not a curated record. Lineage: Eukaryota; Fungi; Ascomycota; Eurotiomycetes; Eurotiales; Aspergillaceae.
AUGUCUUUAGGAUCACUGGCAGGAUGGCAAUCUACCCUGUUUAGUGCUCUUUCGUUCACGAACCUUAUAUCGUAUCUUCAGACCGAUAUACAAAUAAAUGUGGUCAUCUCAAUACUACUAAGUUCCGCUAUCUUCUUUAAUUUCGAAUAUACAGAUGGAAGCGUGAUAGCGGCGCUCGCCGUCUUGGAGACCCCAACCUCCAUCAACGCUUCAAACCCCCAGCAAGUCGAUAUUUCCAAGGUUGACAAAGUUGAAGACGACCAUGUGGACCAGAGUGAUGUUACAUCAAGAGAUAGAUCAGAAGAUGCAAGGCAGCUCCUCUCGAGUCUGAGGCAGACCUUGCUCUGUGAUAUUAUACCUUGUCUCGGUGCUGGUCUCUUCAUGUGCGCCGGUCUCUACCUCAUAUCGCUCUUUGGCUUCAUUGGCCCUGACUUGAACAAAACGCAUGCUAUGUCCACGUUUGUCGUCUCGGGACACUUGACGAUGAAGACAAUAUUCUCUAUCACACCCAGCUCUAAUGCUGUCACCAACCAACGAAGCCUUGCUCGUCAGCAUUUACGAAGUCAAAAAGGAUUCCGGUCAAUUUAUCCUGGGCUCAAUGUCUUCUUGAUAUAUAACCUUGUGACAGUUUUGAUCACUAUCCUGGCAAGGCCGAUUUUUGCAGAAGGACACAACCUUUUUGUCACAAUGUUUUUCAGGUUAAGUUUCGGGCUUCUUUUAACAAAUCUGCAUACGGCUUGGGUUCACGCCGUUAUUUCGAAGCCUAGCAAGAAAUCGAUGUGGCAGAGACUUCCUGGCUGGCGAGAGUGGAUCGCGAUAAUCCCAGCAGCAUCUCUGGAUAUAGUCCUGCCACACUGUGUCUACCAUUUGACGAAGAGAUUUGGGGUAUCCAUAGGUUACCAGGCUUUUGGAGAAGCUCAUUUCUCGCAGGAAAACCUCGGAAGCCUCGCUUUUCUUAUAAUUGCGGUUGUAUUUGAAUACUUUGCCUCGAUUUUCACACGAGCUACAUAUAUCAGGGUUGCGGCGUCAAUGCUACCCAACGAUGAUGAAUCCGUUGUACCGUUCGACCGCAGCUUUGGAGGCCGAGUCGGAAACAAUGAGACACAUUGUCUUACCAUCAUUGAUGCGUUCAGGACUAUGGCAUUGCUGAACUGGUAUCGUUAUCUGAAAAUUGUCUGGGAAGUGCUUUACUACGAGCAUAUUGGGAUAGUGUUCUCUGGCAUUGCCAUCGCCAUCCAGACGACCUUUUGGGUAUAA